Molecule: messenger RNA, 5339 nt
Organism: Carya illinoinensis
Lineage: Eukaryota; Viridiplantae; Streptophyta; Magnoliopsida; Fagales; Juglandaceae
Exons: 3
Coding region: 562-5019 (1485 amino acids)
Source: RefSeq, a predicted model, not a curated record
GCUAUUUCAGUCUCAUUCUCACUCUUUGAAUCAUUCCAACAGCCUUAAAUGUUAUGCGCUGAGAUUAAGGAUAAACAAUCAAACAAACCAGCCAACCAACCGACCAACAUCGUGUAAAGUUUGAUUGAAAUCCAAUGGCGACUAAUUAGAUCAAAAAAGAAUGUGUCUUUUUCAAUCUCUUUUCUCUUCGUGCCGCCCCAUUUUGUCUUUCUGUCAAAAACGAUCAAAGAUCAUGACAUUAGCAUAUGGUUCUCCACACCGAUUCUUCUUCUUCUUGUUAUAAAGGCUUUUCAUAAUCUUCAAUAGAUAAAAGUGAGUAAAGGGUAAAGGAGAAGGAUCAAAAGCAGAGGGAUUCUCGUUGCCUUUAUUUUCUCUGCUUUCUUUAAUCCGAGCUGUGUUCAGUCUUUCCUCUUUAAAUUUUCUCUCAUUUUGCCUUCUAUUCGUUUUCUCCACCAGGGUGAUUCUAAGAUUUUAAGUAACGCCUCUCUUUCUCUGACUUUCUGGUUAUCAGUUUAUAGAAACGGAUUGGAAUUGGAAAGAUCGUCCGAGAUUGAGAGACAAAUGGGAUCAAAUUCGGAAAUUGCAAUUCGAAUGAGGAAAAUCUUGAUCAUACCAAUCAGAACAUGUUAUAGAUCAGUUUGCAGUCAUCCAUUCCUUGUGGGUAUGCUCUGUUUUUUGUUGUUGCUGUACAGAUCUUUUCCUUUUGUAUUCUCCCUUUUGGUCUCUGCAUCCCCUGUUUUGUUCUGCACUGCUCUACUCCUCGGGACCCUUUUGAGUUUUGGGCAACCCAACCUAAUACCCGAGAUUGAAAAACAUGAUGAUAAGGUUAGUCCUGCCCAUGAUGUCGCAUCGCUUAAGGCCCGGGUUUCGGGGGAUACAACUGUUGUUGUCGAUGACGAGAGAGAUGAAAGCUUUAUUGUAGAAAGAUACACAGGAAAGGGAAGGGAUAUAGUAGAGGAGGCUAUUGAGGGUGCUAGUUCGGAAGACGAGGUCAGGAAGGUCGCGACAUAUGAUGGUCUGGUUGAUUACGUGCCACUGAUUGAUCACAGUUCACGGGUAAUACGGUUACAGGAGUCUAUUGAGGGUACUAGUUCGGUGGAAGAUAAAGUUGGGAAGAUUGAGAUAGACGAUGGUCUGGUUAAUUACAUGCCCCUGAUUGAUAAUAGUUCCCGGGUAAUUCAGUUGCAGAAGCGAGCAACUGGGGAAGUUGUGGGGUACUUUCACGGUUUGGAGUUGGAAAGAAAGAGGGGAAUUAAUAAAGAGAACUUGGGGAUUGAAGAAGUGGCAAAUGAUGGGGAAGCAAUUGAGAAUCAAGGUUUGGUGGUUCACAAAGGGGGAGAUGAGAUUCUUGAAGUCGAAGGUAAUGGUAUUAAGCACCCGGGAGAGUUAGCUGAUGCUCGAAAGGGAGAUCACUUGGAUUUAUCUGCUAAUGAUGAUGAGGAUGGUGAUGAUGGGUCUUCGGGUUUGGGAUCUGAUCUGGCUGAGAGUUCCUCGCCAGAUGCUUCCAUGGCUGACAUCAUUCCCAUGCUUGAUGAACUCCACCCACUUUUAGAUAUGGAAGCUCCGGCUCCGGCUCAUAUGUCCCAUGACGAGUCAGAUGUUGCUUCCGAGCACUCUCAAGAAAGCAGCGAUGUCAGUGUUGAGUCGGAUGAAGAAUCGGAAAUCCAUGGAGAAGUAGAAGAAGAUGGUGUUGACGAAAACGAAGAUGACGAGGAGGAAGAAGCACGCGGAGGUAAAGAGGAUGAAAGUAAAUCGGCAAUCAAGUGGACUGAGGAUGACCAAAAGAACCUCAUGGAUCUGGGGACUUCCGAGCUUGAGAGGAAUCAACGCCUGGAGAAUCUCAUUGCAAGGAGGAGAGCACGGAAAAACAUGAGAUUGAUGACCGAGAAGAAUUUAAUAGACUUAGACGGCGCUGAUCUUCCCUUGAAUGUACCACCCAUUUCAACGGCAAGACACAAUCCUUUUGAUCUCCCUUACGAUUCCUAUGAUCCACCUGGUUCGGCACCGUCUAUUUUGUUGCCAAGGCGAAACCCUUUUGAUCUUCCUUAUGACCCAAAUGAAGAAAAACCUGAUCUCAAGGGAGACAGUUUUCAGCAAGAGUUCACGACAUUUCAGCAGAAGGAUGCAUUAUUCCGUAGGCAUGAAAGUUUCAGUUCGGGACCAUCCGGCCUUGGGGGUCCCAGGCAAGAGAGGCGUGCUAGCAAUCUCAGACCCUUUUUUGUGCCCGAAAGAUUUAUUUCAGAGGGGACAAGCUAUUCCUCGUUCGAGAGACAGUCUAGUGAAGUUAGUGAAUCAAAGUUGAGUUCUGUUCCUGACACUGAAUCUGUGAGUUCUGCUGCUGAUCAAGACGACAGGAACGCCAAUGAACAAGAUUUUUCUCAAGAAACAGAACUCAUCUCCAGCAUAGGCCAUGCUUUUGAUCGUGCCGAGCGUGGAAGCCAAUUGUCUGUAGAUAUUGAUUCUGUGGAGAUAGAACCAGUUGAGAGGAGGGAUGUUGGCCAUGAUGAGGUUGAGAUAACAUUGGGGCAAGUGGGAAACAAUGCUAAAAUGGAUUCUGGCUUGUCUGAAACCAGAGGGGUGGCUAUUCCUCUGGAACUUAGUAACAGCGAAAUUCACUUAACAUCACGAUCAAAUGUUGGCCAUGAUGAGGCCAAGAUCAUAUUGGGGCAAGCGGGAAAUCAUGCUCAAAUGGAUUCUUCUGGCUUCUCUGAAACAGGCGAGGUGGUCAUUCCUUUGGAACUUAGCACUAGCGAAAUUCAUUUAAAUACAGAAUCAGUUGAAGAGGACUACAGCAGUACUUCACGUUUUUCAUCGAUGCCGGAAAUAGAUGGGAAUGCAGAAAAUAAGGGAUCGACAAGUUUGGAGCCAAGAGGCAAUGAUAUUGAAGAAUCUGGUAGUUCAAUGCUACCUUCCCUUGAGGAGCCAGAUUUCCGCGUUCAGGGUGGGGAGGUGGAUGACAAUCAACACGAACCUGUUUAUGAUUCAAGUCCCCCAGCAGGUGAAAAGAUCCUCCAUUUUCCUUCCAUUUCUUCUGAAAUGUACAAUUUGCAAGCAGAGAUAUCCAAAAUGAGUUCACCUCCAGUAUCAGUUGCAACAUCUGUUCCUAUUUCCGAUAAGGAAUCUGAGUUGUACAAAGGGAAGGAUUCUUCUAAUUAUGGAGAAAUUGAUAGAGCAUCCUUGGUGGCACAUCCAAAAGACGAGAUGGAACAAAGGUUUGUGGAAGUACAGGAGUUAGGUAAAGAUGAUGUUACACAGGCCAAGUCUUCGGGAGUUAUCCUUGAUGAGCAAAAUGGAGCUGAAUACGUGGUUGAGCUUGCUUCAGUUAAAUCAAGGUCAUCUUCUCCUAAUCUUGGAUCAGUAGCUGAGGGCAUGGUAGUAUAUAAGAAAGAAAGCUCAUCUCAUGAACUGGAUCAAGUCAGGUCCUUGAGUAUUGAUUCUGAGAUUCUUUUUGGUGUCCAUCAAGAUGUCCAUGAGAAGUUAGAUACAGUGGCUUCUAGUUAUCAGAUGGCUUCCGAGAUUCCUUCACUGGUGGUUGAGGAUGUGUCAGUCAUAUCUUCAGGAACUAAACCUGUUGAGUGGCAUGCCAGUGGUAAGGAAGAAACUCAUCAACUAGAGCAGGAUCAAACGUAUUCAUCUAGUUCAUCAGACUAUGGAUCUGUAGGGGAAGAGUUGAUCCACAAGGACAUAGUUCUUCAGCUUGAACGGGAUCAGGUCAAGUCAUCAAGCUUUGAUGAUGCAGAGACCCAGGUGGGAGGGCAACGAGAAGGGGGUGAAAAUUUGGAUCUGUUGGCUUCGUCUCCCCACCAUAUUCCUUCCUCAGAGGAACAAUGGCCUCCUAUGGUAACUGAACAGGUUAUACUGGUUCUUUCCGGUCAUUCAACUCCAGAAACUGAACACAUGGAGGACCAGUCAUUGAAUAGGGAGGACAUUGUUCAGUUCGAACAGGAUGAAGUUCAUUCAUCAGGUUCUGAUGCAAAAAUUGACACUGCUCUCCACCAUGAUUUGGAUGAGGAUGUGGUUUCUUUGAGUUAUACCGGACAGUACAUGCUUUCUGAAGAAAAACCUCAGUCUGAGUUGAAGAAAUAUGUGGCUUAUGCAGAUAAACCUAGGCUUGAGGCAUCUUCUGAAGAUCUUGAUAAAUACACAGAAUCAAAUAGCAUCCAGACAGAAUCUGCAGAGGUUGUGAGAAUCACCGAAAAUGGAGAUAUGCCAGAAGUCACUGAUCCUGAGUGCAAAAUUCUGCAAAAUUUGUCAUCCUCAGCUUUGGAUUCUACCCAAAUUGAUUUCCCAGCCGAGAGUCAUGAAUACAAGUCACCUUCUGGUGGAGUAAAUUUGAAAGCUGAUAUCCUAGGCCGAAAUGUAAAUGAAGAUCAAACAAAGGUCUCAAAAGAUUUAAACUAUUCAGCAGAAACUUACGGUUCUCUUGAUGCCGUGCAAACCAUCAGUGAAGAGGCUGGUGAAAUAAAAGAGAUUGAUGAAGAGUUGUUGUUGGAAUUGGAUACAGUUGGGGACUUUCGUGUCAAAGAAGUUGUUGGUGCUCCACAUGAAAUUAACCUUGGGGAUACUGACUUUGAGUUGUUUCCCAAAGAUUCAAACCGUUUAAAGACUCAGAUGGACCUCCCGGUUCUUGAAGCAAGAUCACUUGAAGAUAUCGACUUGGCCUUUAAGCAACUUCAUGAAGGCGCAGAUGUUGAGGAAGUCAUCUUCCCUAGCAUGGUUAAUGAUUGGCUGCUUGUGGAAGAAUCCAAGGAUCACGUAGAACCAAAUUCAAACUUGAAAGUAGUUGAUACAAAAUCUCUGGAAGAUAAUCAUAUUGCUCUCAAGCAAGUCUCCGAGGCUAAUCUUCAUGUGCUGCCAGAAGCGUUGGAUUUAGAAGAGAAAUCGGCAUCUGUAGAACCAUAUGAAAUGGGUUCUGCCAAGGAGAUUGAAUCAACUGAUGUAGGAUCUGGUGUUCAAGGAAUUAGCACAGUUGCUGCCGAUAAACCAGAACAUGGAUCCGAUGAGACUUUGAGGCUUUGAACAUAUCAGGUACUUUGGACACAAAAAAUAAUAGGGCAGAAUCUCAUAGUGCAAGAUCCAGUGCCAGCUCUAGCUCAAGCCCAAGUGAUUCUGAUUGAAAAUCAGGACUUGAGAAAGAGAAAAAAACAGAGCGUAUCAUUCAUGAUCUGAUCAAUGCUAGUUGCCUUUGUGUUGUUUUUUUAUAUGCAUUGCUUUCUUCAAGAAUGAGUUUUGGUUUGAGUCAUUGAAGCUUGAGAGUUUCUCGUUGAGAGUGAAUAACAAUAUGAGGCUUAUUGGGAGAAUUCUUUUUAAGCUCUGCAUAUAUACAGUUUUUUUUUUUU